Molecule: messenger RNA, 541 nt
Organism: Aspergillus welwitschiae
Lineage: Eukaryota; Fungi; Ascomycota; Eurotiomycetes; Eurotiales; Aspergillaceae
Exons: 2
Coding region: 75-245 (56 amino acids)
Source: RefSeq, a predicted model, not a curated record
AAAGUUUGAGGGAAAACCCCCAGGCCCACAUGGUGUGAGGGGAGGGAAAUUCAUAUCCAGUGGAUAGAAGAUACAUGCUGGCGGAGAUUAGCAUGCCAUGCAGAUCGCAGGAGACAAGCACUAUUGUAUGGAAACGAUGUUGUAUCCCGCCACCGUUGCCGGCCUUAGUGUCUUGGUCCGACUCCGUGCCUCCAGGACCUGAACCCAAUCAUCCGUGGUUGAUUGGCACUGCAACGGUUGACUGAGCGAAUUUGUGCCCGGAAUCAAAAGGCUAUUGAGAAAGGAUUGUGACUCAGUCAAUGUGGUAUUGGUGGCCCAAUUUCCUUGGCGGGACAGGUAUUGGAUAACAUGGGAGAGCUAUUUGUUCGUUGCACAAUGGCAGACGCUGUGGCUGUGAGUAAGAUGAUGCAGGGCCCGGGAUUAAACAGGAUGGUUCGAGUGCCCGGUGCGGGGGAAUAAGGCCAAGAAAAGACACAAAACAGGAGAAGAUGUGCAGACCAUCGUUGACACCAAUGAAAGAUAAAUGGGAGGCGAAGAAGAU